Messenger RNA from Glycine soja, 1665 nucleotides. RefSeq names its product cytochrome P450 CYP736A12-like. The transcript has 2 exons. The coding region runs from base 42 to 1535 and encodes 497 amino acids. Gene Ontology annotation, molecular function: heme binding; iron ion binding; monooxygenase activity. The record is from RefSeq and is a predicted model, not a curated record. NCBI's taxonomy places the organism in Eukaryota, Viridiplantae, Streptophyta, Magnoliopsida, Fabales, Fabaceae.
UUUUGGCAGCAAAAAUAUAUACACACUUGGCAAUAGCAACGAUGAUUUGGAUAGCCAUUUUUUUGGUUUCUCUUGCUUAUAUGUGGCUACGGAGAAUUAGCAAGAACAAGGCAAAGAAAUUGCCACCUGGUCCCAGAGGGUUGCCAAUUUUGGGAAGCCUUCACAAGUUGGGACCAAAUCCUCAUCGUGACCUGCACCAACUAGCCCAAAAAUAUGGACCUGUCAUGCACUUGCGCUUAGGUUUUGUGCCCACCAUUGUUGUUUCUUCUCCACAAGCUGCUGAACUGUUCCUCAAGACCCAUGACCUUGUCUUUGCUAGUAGACCACCUCUUGAAGCUGCAAAAUACAUCUCUUGGGAGCAGAGAAACUUAAGCUUUGCUGAAUAUGGCUCUUACUGGCGCAACGUGCGCAAGAUGUGCACGUUGGAAUUGCUAAGCCACACCAAAAUUAACUCCUUCAGAAGCAUGAGGGAAGAGGAGCUUGACCUGAUGGUCAAGCUUCUGCGAGAGGCAGCCAAAGAUGGAGCUGUUGUUGAUCUCAGUGCCAAAGUUUCAACACUCAGUGCAGACAUGUCUUGCAGAAUGGUUUUGGGGAAGAAGUACAUGGACCGCGACUUGGAUGAGAAGGGGUUCAAGGCUGUGAUGCAAGAGGGAAUGCACUUAGCAGCAACUCCUAACAUGGGAGAUUACAUUCCUUACAUUGCUGCACUUGACCUUCAAGGCCUAACCAAGCGCAUGAAAGUAGUUGGCAAAAUCUUCGAUGACUUCUUCGAGAAAAUUAUUGAUGAACACUUGCAAUCAGAGAAGGGUGAAGACAGGACAAAGGAUUUUGUGGAUGUCAUGUUGGACUUUGUCGGUACUGAAGAAUCUGAAUACCGCAUUGAACGCCCCAAUAUCAAAGCCAUAUUGCUGGAUAUGUUGGCUGGUUCAAUGGAUACUUCUGCUACAGCAAUUGAGUGGACGCUUUCAGAGCUCCUAAAGAAUCCAAGGGUGAUGAAGAAAGUCCAAAUGGAAUUAGAAACUGUGGUGGGUAUGAAGAGGAAGGUGGAGGAAUCGGACUUGGACAAGUUGGUGUAUUUGGACAUGGUUGUAAAGGAAAGCAUGAGGCUCCAUCCGGUGGCACCGUUGCUCAUACCACACCAGUCCACGGAAGAUUGCAUGGUUGGAGAUUUGUUCAUACCUAAAAAGUCAAGGGUGAUAGUGAAUGCAUGGGCAAUUAUGAGAGACCCAAGUGCUUGGGAUGAGGCAGAGAAGUUCUGGCCAGAGAGAUUUGAAGGAAGCAGCAUAGAUGUGAGAGGGCGUGAGUUCGAGCUGAUACCAUUUGGGUCUGGCAGAAGGGGUUGUCCAGGAUUGCAAUUGGGUCUAACUGUGGUUCGUCUAACAGUGGCACAGAUUGUGCAUUGUUUUGAUUGGAAACUACCAAAAGACAUUUUGCCAGAUGACUUGGACAUGAAAGAGGAGUUCGGACUCACAAUGCCUAGGGCCAAUCAUCUACAUGCCAUUCCCACGUAUCGGCUUUCCAAUGAAAGGGAUUAGGAAAAACAAUUUCAUAGUAUGUUUAAUUAGGUAGAUUUCAAUAAUAUUUAUGGAAAAAAUAAGUUACCCUUUCUCUUCCUUUUUUUUUAUCAGUAAAAGUGAAUAAAAUGCAUUAAUAUUGACCCUUUCC